UCAGUUGAAAAGAAAACGACGUGAGAAACACUAGCUUUUAAAGGUAACCUAGCGAGGAGGAAAAAAACGUUUAAAUCACACAGAAAAGAAAUAAAAAUUUGCAAACUAACAAGCGAGUCGAAAAACUAAUAAACCAACGUGUAGCAAAGAACAGAUAAAGAACUACAGAUAAAAGUUAAACCAAACGCCACUCACUGUACCAUACCAUACCGUCUAAAGAGCAAAGAUUCUCCAAAGCGAAAAACGUAUAUAAAUUCUGGAAGUUUGUUUUGGUGGUCUGAAAUUACACAGAGCUGCCCAACAGUUUUUUAACUUUAUAGAAGAACAAAAACACACAGUAACAAAAAAGAAAAAUGUCUGUGAUUGGUAUUGAUUUUGGUAGCGAGUCGUGCUAUGUCGCCGCCGCCAAGGCUGGCGGUAUUGAGACUCUUGCCAAUGACUACAGCUUAAGAGCAACACCAUCAUGUGUGGCUUUCGAUGGCAAAAAACGUAUCAUUGGUGUUGCUGCCAAAAAUCAGCAAGUCACAAAUAUGAAAAACACAGUUAGUGGCUUCAAACAAUUGCUGGGUCGGAAAUUCAACGAUCCCCAUGUGCAACGUGAACUUAACAGCAUUCCAACAAAAGUUACCAGCUUGCCCGAUGGUAGCAUCGGUUAUCAUGUCAACUAUUUGGAUCAAGAGCAGACCUUUACUCCCGAACAGUUGACUGCCAUGUUAUUUACCAAAUUGAAGGAAACUUCCACCCAUGCUUUGGGAACACAGGUAAAUGACUGCGUUAUUACUUGCCCUGUGUACUUCACCAAUGCUGAGCGCAAGGCUUUACUCGAUGCUGCCCAAAUCACUGGCCUUAACGUUCUACGCCUAAUGAAUGAGACCACAGCAACAGCCUUGUCAUAUGGUUUCUACAAGCAGGACUUGCCCGAGGACAAACCUCGUAAUGUUAUCUUUGUGGACUGCGGCCAUGCCUCACUGCAGGUCAGUGCAUGUGCCUUUACCAAAGGCAAACUCAAGAUGCUGGCCAGCACCUGGGAUUAUAUUGGAGGCCGUGACUUUAACACCGUUUUGGCCGACCACUUUGCCAAGGAGUUCCAGGACCGCUACAAGAUAAAUGCCAAGACAAACGCUCGUUGUUGGCUGCGUCUGAUUACCGAGGUCGAGAAAUUGAAGAAACAAAUGUCGGCCAACAGCACCAAAUUGCCAUUGAACAUCGAAUGCUUCAUGGAGGACGUAGAUGUUUCGUCAAGCAUGCAGCGUUCGGAGAUGGAAGAAUUGUGUGCUCCAUUGUUCCAACGUGUGGAGAAAACUUUCAAAAAACUGUUGGCAGAUUCCAAGUUAACACUGGAGGACAUCCACUCAGUGGAAAUUGUUGGCGGUAGCUCACGUAUUCCCGCCAUUAAGCAGUUGAUUGAGAGUGUAUUUGGUAAAUCGGCCAGUACCACAUUGAAUCAGGACGAGUCGGUGUCCCGGGGUGCAGCCUUGCAAUGCGCCAUCAUGUCACCCGCUGUUCGUGUUCGUGAAUUCGGUGUUACCGACAUUCAGAAUUAUCCCGUUAUGGUUACUUGGGAAGGCGAUGGCUCAGUAUCUGGUGGUGGCAUUGAAGUGUUCCCUGUUUUCCAUGCAGCACCAUUCAGCCGUCUUUUGACCUUGAACCGCAAAGAACCCUUCACCAUGACAGUUCAGUAUUCACAAUCUAUUCCUUAUCCAGAUCCCGUUAUUGGCCGCUGGACCAUUAAAGAUGUCAAGCCCAAUGACAAGGGAGAAUAUGCCGAGGUUAAGGUCAAAGUAAGAAUCAACCAUCAUGGUAUUGUAUUGAUCUCCAGUGCUUCGUUGGUCGACAAGAAAGAAGCCGAAGAGCCACCAACUCCAGAGCCCGCAGCUAAUGCUGAGCAGCCAGCAGGAGGAGAACAACAGCAACAAAACAAUGGUGGUGAACCCAUGGAUGUGCAGACAGAGGCUUGUAAUGACAAUGAGGACGAUAGUACAAAUACUGCCUCAUCACCUGGAGGACAAGGGUGGGCUCAACGGGUCAAGGGCUGGUUUACUCCGGGUGCCGAUAAGAAGAAGAAAACCACCAAAUUGAUUGAGCUGCCCAUGGAUGUGCACACACACGGCUUUUUGCCCAACGAAUUGAGUAACUUGAUUCAACAAGAGGCUAAGAUGGUGUCCAAUGACGCCAAGGAAACCGAACGUAUUGACGCCAAAAACGCUUUGGAAGAGUUCGUUUACGAUAUGCGUAACAAGCUCCAGGGUGGUCCCUUGGAACGCUAUGUAGUCGAUGCUGAACGUGACGCUAUCUGUGCUCAAUUGAAUGAACUGGAAAAUUGGUUGUACGAAGACGGUGAAGAUUGUGACCGUGACACCUACGUUAACAAGCUCAAGGCCUUACACAACCAAACAAACCCGAUCAAGGAUCGUGCCAGUGACUACGAACUCUGCCCCGGUGUAUUUUCGGAAUUGAAGAAUGCCAUCAACCAUGCUCAUGCUGCUGUAAACGAAUUUAAGAAGGGUUCACCCAAAUACGACCAUUUGACUGAGACCGAAUUCAUCAACAUCGCCGAACAUGCUGAAAAGGCCCAGAAGUGGUUGGACAGUAACAUGGCCAAAUUUGCUGAAUCGCCCAGAACAGCCAACAGUCCCGUCAAGGUGGCCGACAUUCGUCACGAAGUACAGACCCUCAACACCUGCGUAAAUUCAGUAAUUAAUCGUCCCAAGCCCAAGCCAGCUGCCAAACCUGCACCACCCAAAGACAAUGCAGGCGAACAGCAACACAACGGCGAGAAUGCGGACAACAAGGCCGAGGGUGAUAAGACAGCGCACACCAACAGCGUGCCAGAAGAUUCAACGAUGGAUGUGGAAUAGGGUCGUCGGCAGCGUAGCAGCAGGAACGCCGUUUAGAUGUAGAGAAUUUAUAAGACAAGAAGCAGCACACAGACGUUUGUUUUUAGAGCAAAAUAUAAAACAAAUUAUUGAAUUGCUUUUUAAUAAAAAGCAGACCGAUCACACACUUUACUCUCCUCCUAUAUUCCUCUAAAUCAAAUAAAUCUACACAUGCCCUCGCGCCUCCUCCUCCCCCUCCCUUUCAUUCAUAUCCCCGCCCUCUUAGUCUCUUCACUAUCUAUCGUAAUGUCCUUCUUCAUACUUUUUCCAAUGUCAUACAUAAUUAAAUAAAACGUAAAUAAACAACAAUUUCUUAGCUAUACAAGAAAAACAAAAAACAAACAAACAA
Molecule: messenger RNA, 3225 nt
Organism: Musca domestica (house fly)
Lineage: Eukaryota; Metazoa; Arthropoda; Insecta; Diptera; Muscidae
Gene: Hsc70Cb
Product: heat shock 70 kDa protein 4
Exons: 7
Coding region: 354-2858 (834 amino acids)
Biological process (GO): protein folding
Cellular component (GO): cytosol; nucleus
Molecular function (GO): ATP binding; ATP-dependent protein folding chaperone
Source: RefSeq, a predicted model, not a curated record